UGACCUGGCUGGUCUCUUGGCUUCCUCUCUUUGUCCAACGUAGAAGAGAGACAAUGGAACCCCUCUACCAGGCAGGGUCCAUUCUUAUGACGGUGAAUACCUUACAGGGGAAGAAAAUGGUAGAGAGUGGCCUCCAGUCUGGAGACUUUUCCCUGUCCCAGUCAUGGCCCUCCUGCCUCCCGCCACCUGCCGACUUGGAGAUCCUGCAGCAGAAGGUGGCCGGGGUGCAACGGGAGCUGGAAGACUUUAAGAAAGAGACAUUGAAGUCCAUCCAUUACCUUGAAGACUCCUUCUGCGAGAUGAAUGGUGCCCUGGUGCAGCAGGAGGAGCAGGCGGCUCGCGUGAGGCAGCGGCUAAGGGAGGAGGAGGACCGUGGCAUCGUGCGCAACAAGGUUCUCACUUUCCUGCUGCCACGCGAGAAACAGCUCCGGGAGCAUUGCAAGCGGCUGGAGGACCUGCUGCUGGACAGGGGCCGCGACGCCCUGCGUGCCACCAAGAAGAGCCAGGCUGACUGAACCUUGUGGGUAGCACUAGCCAAGCGCCAAGUAGAUGAUUCUUUUUUUUUUUAAAAGGAAGGACAAACCCCAAGUCCCCACCCACUUACUUUCCUUUUCUCAUUUCCAUUGCUUUCCUUCUACCUAAAUAACACCUUCCUGAGAGGCAAAAAGACUUCAAUAUGUUUUUUUGGUGAAAUUCCAUUUAUGCAGCACUCUCAAGGAAGGAGGCACCCCACUACUAAGUCAGGCCCCUGUAACUUUCACUUGAACUGUUUUCCUGUUUGCAAUGGUACUAUUGCUCAAUGUAUACUUUUUUUUUUUUUUUUACAGUUUUUUUUUUAAUUUUUUUUUC
Piliocolobus tephrosceles (Ugandan red Colobus) is the source of this 849-nucleotide messenger RNA. RefSeq names its product coiled-coil domain containing 182 (gene CCDC182). Bases 54 to 515 code for a protein of 153 amino acids. The record is from RefSeq and is a predicted model, not a curated record. The transcript has a single exon. Lineage: Eukaryota; Metazoa; Chordata; Mammalia; Primates; Cercopithecidae.